UUGCGCUGUUAUCGUGAGAAAGCAUUAUUUGAAUUUUCAUCAACCGAUAGCGAUGGCAGCGAGCGCCUGUUCGCGGAUCAAUCGCCUGUUUUGGAAUGCGUCAGUCUCCUAGUCCAAGGCGACAAAGUCAUUCGCGGACCAGAUGCCUAUCUUGAAACGCGUCAGUCUCCCACCGAUGGUAUCCUAUGCCCUAUUGGCGGACCAACCGCCUAUCCUGGCAUGCGUCAGCUCACCACGAGCAAAUAG
Strongylus vulgaris is the source of this 246-nucleotide messenger RNA. The record is from the annotation of a GenBank genome assembly. NCBI's taxonomy places the organism in Eukaryota, Metazoa, Nematoda, Chromadorea, Rhabditida, Strongylidae.